Messenger RNA from Linum trigynum, 6518 nucleotides. Lineage: Eukaryota; Viridiplantae; Streptophyta; Magnoliopsida; Malpighiales; Linaceae. The record is from the annotation of a GenBank genome assembly.
AUUAAAGUAUCGAUGCUAUAUAGCAUACUAGAAGUGCUCGUUUAGUACUAUCCUUACUUGUAUUAAAUUGAUUCUAGAUUCAAAUACCAAAAUGAACUUCCCCUCCGCGCAUAUCCUCUUAAUAGCACCUAAAAAGGAAAAUUGAAAUUGAAAAUCUCCAAAUUCAAUGUAUAGGAGUGGGAUGGUGCUUAGAGAGAUGAGGAAAAUUGUCACUAGAUAAAAAUAAAUAGUUACAAAUUUAUUAACUUUCCAUCAAAACCAAAUUUAUGUAUAUUGAAAAAAGAUUUAAAACACUUUCCAUAAUAAUAAAAAAAGACUUUCCAUCCUUUAUUUUUAUAAUCAAAGACUUUCCAUUAUUACAAUCCCACACAAGGAUAUAUUUUUUAAAGUGCAUUUUCUAUAAAUUUAUUUUCUUUUUUACUUAAUUUUCUCUUACAUGUUAAGAAAUCAAAAUUAUUUUUCCAAUUCAUAAAUUGUUUAGAUAUUUCUACCAUAUUUAGGAUUUGAGAAAAAUGAGUGCUUUCAAUGCACCCAACUCUAUAAUUAGUCUUAAGGUGUCGAAUUUUGAAUUUUAAUUGGUAGCAUUAGUGUAAUAUGAUGAUAUAACAUAUGACCCCAACUAAUUAAUAGAUUACCCUAAGCCUUAGACUUCCAAUUUUGAAUUAUAUCCUUUUUUUUUUUUUACUUCUAUCCUUAAACCCCAAAUUGUAAACCUUAAGCCUAACUCUAAAUCUUUCAAAUUAAAGUAAAUCUUGAAUAGUUUUUGUGCGAAUUCAUAUGCUUUAUUGUUCAUCACAUCAUAAGCGAUGAUUGACAUCAUUUUUACAUGAUUCGCCUGUUUAAAAUGACGGUUAUGAAACGAGUGCAUUGAAUUCACCCAAAAAAGUGAGUGCACCGAAUAUGUCACCAUAUAGUAAUACCAGUAAGUUAGCCGCAUCAUAUUUUGCUAAUUUUAUACCCUACUAUCGAUCUAAAACUGAUUUAUUUUUCGAGCAAUAUUAUCGAUUAGUAGUUAAUUACGUUGUAGAAUUUGCGUUUCUUUGGUCAAAUGGACUUCAAAGCCAACGAAAAGUAGCUAUAUCUUUUUCUAAAAUAGGAUCUAUCGAACUUUCACCGACUUUUUAAUGCUGCAUUUCUCCAUCCGACUAAUGUACAAUCAAUUAAAGUUGACAAUACACAAAUUUGUCUAAUAAUGAAGUCUUCCAUUAGUAAACGAUUAUUGUUGAGAUGAGUUUUUCUACGAGUCUUUCUAUUCUUUUCUUGCUCUCGACUUUCUUAGACCAUUGUUCUACCAUUCUUUUGGAUGGAUUACAAAUCACGAUUCAUCACGUGUUAAUUAUUAAUAUAAGCAAAUAUAUUAUUUAUGGCGAACAAAUUACUGAGUAUUGGCACAUCUAAAAAACAAAAGAGAAAUUACUAUAGUAGAAAGUUAUCGGAGCUCAAACACAACACCUUUGAAUCACAUGAGGAGAACCACGUUCUCGUUGGUCAUUCUGAUGGUUAUACCACAAACAUUAUUAUUCACAACUGUAACGGUAGAAAAGUAAAAAAGAAAAAUAAAUUAAUAAUUAUCUGUGAUUAAAAGGAAAUAGUUUAUCUUCCAUAUUUGCACGGAUAGCCUCCGCUAUUAAAAGCGGACAUUUCUUCUGGUUGGACUCGCCCACACAGUAGUAUCAUCAGACGUUCCUGCGCUUGCUAGACUAGUAAGACCGUCCCUCCCUCCCUCACUCAGUCAUCAACCUGUAAGUCUAUGCUAUUUUGUUCGUUUCAUCUUCAUCAUUUUCUGUUUGUUUUAGCGUUGAAUCUAAUUGUUCGUGAUGCAUCUUCUUUGUUCUUUAUUCUCAAUUUUCCUCGUAAAACUGGUUCUUUUCCUUUCUCACAAACACGAGUCAAUAUUGGUCAAUUAUAUUUGGUGGUAUUUACCAUAAAAGAGCAAAAUUUUGAUCUGAUAGCUAACUAGUCCGAGAUCUGAUUUCUCCUUUCGAACUGUCGACCUUAGAUCUGAUUUCUCCUUUGAGAAAAUCUAGAAUCUUUGGCAAUGGAGAACAUUUCAAGGAGAAGGCUACCAUAAUUUUAUCAAUUAUUAAGAGAAAAUUCAACUUGCUGCUUAGCGAAGAAAAGAUCGAUGUAUUGAUACACACUUUUUUCAGUUUAUAGCUGAAAUAUUUUUUAUCUGUCAAAACAUGAAUUAAAAAAAAAUUAUACAGGUUCUUUGUCGGAGGCAAAUCGCACCCUUUACGAAAUCUAUGCCAUCAGGAUUAAACUCGAAAUCUCCAAGCCAAAAUCCAACCAUUUUACCGUUUUAUCAAAGACAAUAAUUUAUUUUUUGGGUAUUUUUUUUAAUUCUUUUCAUAUUUGUUAUUUUAUAAAACCUAGCUUACAGGUGUCGUCGCAAGACGGAUUUCUGCUCAUAUAAAAAAAAACUUAGCUGAGUUUUCUUAGGAUCCCAUAUUUUUGCCUUUUCAGAUCUAGUAUACGUACUAAGUGUGGUUUGAGUGGGUUUGAUUUUGGCGCUUGGCUCCAUCAGGAGCGGUAAACGUUUUAUUUUUUCGUUUAUUUGAUGGUUCACGUACUAAAUGCGUAUAACACGUUUAAUAUACGUAUUUGAAGGAAACCAUUUAAUAAUUUUCUUAUAUUUAUAUCCACCUUUUUAAAAUAUAAAUUUAUAACUCUUUAUAAUUAAUGAUGAGAUUUUAAAAGUAUUAUUUAAUUAAUAUCCCAUAGAAAAUAAUAGCGUAACGUACUCAUAUCGUAUUUUUUUUUAAAUCAUAUCUUAGUAUUUGUAGUCAAUAUUGGAAUUUCUAACCAAAGACAAAUCGCUAAUUUUUUCUCGAAGGAAUUUUUACAAUAUCAAACCAACUUUUUUAUGUAAGGGGUGUACAACGGUUUGGUUCGUAUCAUAUAGUAUUGGAUCAAACUGGAUCGAAUACAAUGUGGUUGAUCCUUGGUCCUGUAAAUUUUAUAAAUAUUGAAGAAAAAUGGAUCGAAUUAACAUUUGUAUUGGAUCAAAUCAAACCAAAUCAAAAUUGAAUACGAUGACCGUCCGAUCCUUUGUUCUAAGAUGUCUUUCACUAUUGGAUCGCGGUUCUUGAUCCGAUCUUAACUGUAUCGUAUGUGAUAUUAAUCUCUCUGUUCGAUCUUGAAGGUGGCCGUGCAUAUAUAUAUAUUUGUGAUAAUUGGAUCGAUUUCUUCAUUCUGUUCAACAUUUGUGCUAUGUAAAACCAUCUAAUCUCUCUGUUCCUUGUUUGAGAACUGAUGAUCUGUAAAUACAAUCCCACAACGGUUAAAUUCUGCAGAAAUGAAUCAGUAUACAAAGAAGAAAAAACACUGAUUCACGUUCAAAAUGCAACCUUUUUUUCUCAUCAUUACAAUUCUUGGCAGCAUACAGUCAGUAAAUAAAACCAGUUGUGUGUCAGCAAUCCAGUUUUCAAGUUUUGUCCUUUUUCCCCUCUCUUUACUUGCCUCCAUGCAUGUCUCUGCCUGAAAACAUCUUCUUCUUCUUCUUCAGCUUUCGAAGUUUCCAAUGGAUUCCCAGCAGCGAAACAAUAAUGGAGGUCGUGACAAAGGUAAAGGAAAAGCAGUUGCAGCAGGAAACACAACAAUGAGGAACUUGGAUCUGAACCUGUCGCUGGGCUUCCUCGAGGAAGAUGAAGCUCCCAAGAGUUAUCAGGAGAUGCUUAAUGAAGCUAUUGGCUCUGACCCUGUCUCUCAUCAAGAACAAACUCAUCAUGGAAGCUGCUAUUCUGCUAAUAAUUACAAUCUGGGGCAGUUUAGCAACAGUGCUCCACAGGGCGGCAAUAUCAGUGGUCAGAUGAUGCCGACGAACAACAACUUGCCAACCAACAACAACAAUGUGAAUCAUGUUAUGAUGCUGAGCCAGCAACACAAUGGAGGCAGCGGCAGCCAUACCCUCCCUAAUCCAGCUCCAGCACCAGCACCUUUUCGUCUGAUCAACCAGCAACCAAACCACAACCUGCAGAACAACAACAACAACAACGCCGCCGGCUCUGCUUACAGUUACUACACCGGCGGCAGCAGCAUCUUUUCAGGGUACAGCAACCCCUCUGCCAACAACACCAACACCAACAACAACAAUGCAGGGAUUGCUUGGCUGAUGUCGAGGAUGGCUACUCUGACGCCAACGCCGAACCGCAACAACAACAACAACACCAUGAUGAAUUCCUUCCCUUCUCCUCCUGCGCCACCACAGAUGUACCAGUACCCUGGUUACAACACCGUGGUGGGAAUUCCGGUCUGCCGGCCCAAUGCUGCUGCACCUCCUCUGGCACCAACUCUGUUUGGAGCUGCAGCCAGAGGUGGCAGUAUUACUGCUGCUGCUGCUGCUGCUGUUGCUAGUAGUUCUCAGGCUGCAGGUUCUGCUGCUGCGGCGAUGGGGAAGGAGAAUUUCGUGAUGCCUCGUCGGCGUGGGAAGGGGAACUACUGCCCGCCGGGGAAGAAGUGCCUGCUCUGUGGGAACGACGACACUCCCAUGUGGCGCCGUGGCCCAAAAGGGGGCAGGACGCUGUGCAAUGCUUGUGGAAUCAAGUACAGGAAGGAGGAGGACAGGAAGAAUGGGAAGCAGAACAACAAUAAGCGGAAAUGAUUGACAAAUCAGCAAUGGAGGAUUGGAAGAUGGCUUUUGGGCGGGAUGGUUGAGAGAUCUUUGUUUUAAUUUUUGUUGAGUCAGGGGUAUUCUGAACUUUUGUUUUUGUUUGUUUAUCUGAGAUGAGCCCAUAGUUAAAUUAGCUUUAACAUUGGUGAUCAGAUCAUCAGACAGUCAGAUUUAAUUUGGUUUGUUUUGAGUCAUGAUCAAAUCCUGUUAGGGGGUUGGGAUAUAACAUUUGGAUUAACAUUUGUUUGAGGUUUUUGGAAAUUGAACUGGAUUUUUCCUUUAGCAGAUUGUGCAUGCCUUUGAUCUUAAUUUCUGGAGUUGGAGCUGAACCUUGAAUGCGUUUUUAAUCCGAUUAUGAUCCUCAUUUUGCCUGUCUUUUUUCUGUAAUUUGAUUGUGUAAGCCAAAUCGAGCAUUCGGUUUGAUUAUCGAUUCAGGGCUGGUUUACAUGAAUGCCCAUUGGAUUUUGAGAUCACUAACAGCAGGAACAGGAUUACUUGAUCUGUCUACUGUCAUCUACCCUUCACAUCAACAUUUUUGGUUGCAGUUCCUGUAUAGUUCUUAACUAGGAGAUACAGUCCAAGCCUAAGCAUGGAAGGAAGAUCUAGAAAUUAAAAUUUUGCAAGCAAGGGUAAUAAAGACAGAAAGGAGUAUAAUUAAGGGUAGAAAAGAGAAGAGAGACCAUGUGUAGUGUGUACAAUCUGUUUGAGAAGAUAGGCCUGAGUAUUCAUGUAUCAAACUAUCAAUAAGAAGAAAAGAAGUAUGAACUGAGCUUGGGGAUCUAGAUAAGCUUCUUCUUCAGGAAGUACCGCUUCAAGUACCACAACUGGAAUGCCGCAACUGCAAUGCACACGCUGAGUGCCAUAAUGCUGAACCAAGCCACUUUCCCAUUGGUCUGCUCACUCACUUCCCUCAUCUCUGCUUCCCUGUCAAUUUAAAGCCACAAUAACCUAUAUGAGGUUGGAGCAACAACAAAUGCUUUAGAUAUGUUAUGCGUCAAGCAUCUUGAUGUGGGCUAAGCCAUUUUUCCAUAUCCUUCGUCACACAUUCAGCUGAUUCUACUGCUACAAACCUAAGAAAGUGGAAUGCUUGUCCCUUUCAUUUACACUUGCACAUCAGUUUCAGGCACCUUAGGUGAAAAUUUCUGUCCAAAUUCAUUGCUAGCGUGGCAGAUCAAUUCUUAAUAAACAUGUGCUUAAUGGGUCGCAUAUCAAGUAGUUUGGAAAAGUGUGUUUUGCUUCUCAAACAUGCCCCAAAUAACAAAUGCAUCGUAGUAAACGAGAGGCUAAAAAGGAUUGAGAGACUAAGGGGCUAAACAUGAUUUCUAGUAUACAAGGUAGCAAGCUAUCAAGGAUGUGCUUACUAAACAUGUCACUAAUAACAGGAUUCUGAACAGAGGACUAAAGAUGGAUGAGUGCAUAUUACAGUGACAUGCUUGUAGAAACAACUUAGUACGGAGACUUAUUUGUCAAAACAACAUAGUACAAGGCUUAAUAAUGUCAUUAACCCAACAAUUUAUCAAUUGAUUUAAUGGUUUUGCAGACAACUUACGCUUUAGUAUGUCUAUAAACUUUGUCUUGCUGAAUUGGAGGCAACAAAGAUCACAGAACGAUAAUAUGACAACCAGUAUGUAGGAUAUACAAGAUAGUUAUCGGGCUAUAUACUUGGCUAUCUGAUAACACCUGAUUGAAGCAAAAUAGAUCAAUAAAAAGGGUGUACCUUUCUUUGAGAUAGAUCAGAUUUUGAUGGAUUGAUUCAACGGAUGCUUCUAGCCUCUUAAGGUCAAGCUCAACUCCCUACAACCAUAAAUGCAAGACAUCAAUCAACAGAUAAUAGAGAAACAAAAUAACACUCAGGUAGACGGGAUCUGCAUAGCAGAAUCUGCAGCAGUAAAGUAUUAAUAAUAAA